Chrysoperla carnea is the source of this 1057-nucleotide messenger RNA. It is a transcript of the gene BORCS6, whose product is annotated as BLOC-1-related complex subunit 6. Gene Ontology annotation, cellular component: BORC complex. The transcript has 6 exons. Lineage: Eukaryota; Metazoa; Arthropoda; Insecta; Neuroptera; Chrysopidae. Bases 46 to 942 code for a protein of 298 amino acids. The record is from RefSeq and is a predicted model, not a curated record. Gene Ontology annotation, biological process: lysosome localization.
GUUUAUGUUCAACAGUACAUUGACAUUUUUAACAUAUUUAUAAUUAUGGCUUCUGAGAGUACUGAUAAUUCUCCAAGUAAACCACCUACAGAUCCACCCCCAAUUUUUUCACCUCCUUUACCAGCUAGACCACCUAGACCAUUACCUCAGCCCAAACUCUUAAAUUCCAAUGCGGACAUAGCACGAACAAAAGAAUUGCAUGAUUUAGAAUGUGAACAGGAAAUUGAUGAAAUGUCGCAACAAAUGACUGCUUCGUACAGUGAAAUAUCAUUUAAUUCGAGUGGAAGUCCUGUUUCUGAGUGUGGCACUGCUGUUUCGUUUGGCUUAGAUCAAAUUGAUUCUCCAAUUCAAGUUCCUGAUUUACCUGAUCAUAUUAAACAUCGACCCGAUAGUUUACAGUACGAUAAGGCCCAAGGAAAAAGUAUUGCAUCCAAAAAUAUAGGUUGUCCUGAUUUACAUGGAACAAUACAUGUGGAUGGUAAUAUGACAUACUUCAUUGCAGAAGAUUUAGAGUAUAAGAUUAAAUUAUCAAGUCCCAUUACGAAAAAGAGUGAUUAUACGAAUUUUCCUGGAACAUCACGUAGUGGUACACCGAAUAAUUUAUAUCGACAAAUAUUAGUACCACAAUUUACACAGAUUGAUGUAAAUAUUCUAGCGGAUUUAGAAUGUGAAGCACAACGUAUGGCAACAUCUAUUGAUAAUCUAACAGAAAAUCUAGGUGGUAUACUUCAUUCGAUGUCUUCGAUAACUGCCGAUAAUGUUGACAUUUAUAAAGAUGCGGUUUCAAAAAUGUCUGAUGCAAUGGACUUAAAUAUAAAAGGAAUGUACACUAUUAUAGCAAAAGCUGAAGAAGUAUCUCAUACUAUGAAAAAUGUUCAAUAUCAUGCGGAGAGAAUAAAAGAGAUAAAACGACUUGUGGACUUAUUCGAAAGUAAUCUUUAAAUAAUACAACUUCAAUUAUCUGAAUUUCUAUUAAAAAGUGUAAAUAAUAUUUGCAGUUUAAAAAAAAUCAGCGUAUUUUAUUCUUAAAAAAUGUAAUAGAGGUUAUGUAACAUAA